Oppia nitens is the source of this 3200-nucleotide messenger RNA. RefSeq names its product protein PHTF2-like (gene phtf). Gene Ontology annotation, cellular component: endoplasmic reticulum. The transcript has 7 exons. Lineage: Eukaryota; Metazoa; Arthropoda; Arachnida; Sarcoptiformes; Oppiidae. The record is from RefSeq and is a predicted model, not a curated record. The coding region runs from base 108 to 2822 and encodes 904 amino acids.
AAUUUCAAUUGUAUAUCAUAUUUAUUAAUCCAAUUAUCACAAUAUUAUAAUUAAUUAGAUAAAUAAAUAAAUAAAAACCAAAAAACAAAUAUUUUAAACCCUAAUCCAUGGAUGAAGUGUUGUCUUCAUAUCAGAAAAAGAUUGGUUCGUAUGACAAACAAAAAUGGGAGAAAACCAUCGAUGACCGUAUUGUGAACGGUUUGAAUGGACUGGAGUCGGCAAUGCCACGAAAGGUGGCCAAAGUCAAGACCGAACUGAUUGAUUUGGAUCUGAUUCGCGGUACAGCCUUUACGAAAGCUAAGCCACAACAAGGUUGGCUAUCGGCCACCUAUAAUGGCAUACAUCGGGUCCUACUAAUGCCGUUUUAUAUUAAAUGGUGGUCACAGCAGACAAACGGAUUGAUUUGUUUUAUAUUGUUAAGUCUCUAUGUAUUGCAAGUAAUAUCACUUCGCAUCUACUUUGAGGACAUGUUUUCCGGUUCCGAUAUCAAUGCCGACGCCACCACCACCACUACUACUACUACCAGCACAACAACAACACCGACAACCGAAUCGGACGACCAGUUUUCCGAAAUACCUGCCAGUGAAGUACUGAUGCCAAUCGUAAUGAUGGUCAUAUUGGGUGCCAUUCAUACGCAAAUAGUCGGUACUAAAGUGGUCAACAAAACCAGUAGCGGUGGUGGUGGUUGUGGUGGUGGUGUUGGUCAGCCAUCAUCGUGUAGUCAGUCCUCCUAUCAUACAUUGUCGUCGUCAAAGUCGUCGUCCAAUUCGUACAAACAGACGACAACAAAGAAACGAAAACGCAAAUCAAAGUCGUCACAGUCUUCACAGUCUUUUACUGAACGAAAGAGUUCAGAAACGACAACCAGUCAGCAGACAACCAACAGACAGCCGACAGUUGUUGUUUCGGAUGAAGAAAGCGGUUUAGGAAGUCUUGAUAUUAAAUCAGAUAUUUGUCUGAAUAAGAAACCAUUGAUCGAAAGGCGUGGAUUCGUUGUCGGAUCGAUGGAUAAGUUGAAUAUCGUAGAAGUCAUAGAUGAUCAUAGAAGAAGUGUUGGCGAUUGUAUUCCCAGUAUUAAGAUUAGCGAAAAACUAUCGGUCGAUAAUUCAGAAAUCAGUUCCGAUGAUUUCGAUGUCGAAGAUAACGAUACAAAACAGCAGCACUUUGUUUGGCGCCGAUUAUCUGAGUCGAGACACGAUAGAAGUAGUUGUAGAAGAAGAGGAGGAGUAGGAGGAGUAGGAUUAGGUGGUAAUAGCAAAUGCCAGCAAAACAGAAGACUCGAUGCUGACGAUGACGACGACGAUGACGAUGAGUUGGACAUCGAUUCAAUUACCCGGCGAUAUUCGGAGGGUAGCAAAGAUUUUAAACAAAAAAAUGGUAAACUAAGAGAUAGACUUAGAUUUAAGAAACAACAACAACUGCAACAACAACAACACAAACGAAGACGUGUCAAAUCGUUGCAUUUGUCUCCACCGCAACCGGCUUUCGCUGGUAGUCGUCAUCAUAAGAAACAACAACAGGAUCUACUAUACUCUUCGUGCGACUCGGAGGGCACACUAUCGCCAACCACUCCCAAUACGCCGACACCGGGUAUAGCCAUGGGCUCGGAUAUGGACUGGCCAUUGAUCAACUCCGAUGCCAGUUCGGAUGGCGACGAUGACGACGACGACAGCCAUCAGGAUACUGGCGGCUCGACUGCGGCCAAGUAUUUCAUUUAUCCGGAGUUUGGCGACGAAGUUGCGUCGCCAUUGUAUUCAAUAUUCAACGAGUUGUGUCACGACGAUACCACCAACGAGACUAAAGUCAGUUGUGCCAUUUGGCAACAGCACGAGUGCCAGAAAGUGGAUCUAUCAGUGAUGGACAUCAGUUCGUCGAUCAUACGUAAAGUAGAUUCGGCCAAACAUUCGGCCGAAUAUAUAUAUUUGGGAUUUGUUUUUUCCAUAAUACUGGCCAUUCUGCCCGGUCUGUUUCGUAUACAGCAAAACGGCAAUACGGCCGCCCAGUCGGCGGCAGCUAAUAGUUCAGAGAUUAUCGAUUUGUUGAACUUUCCGACAGUCGACUUGGAUCUGAUAGGCGAAUGUAUUUUCGGAUCUAAUUGGAGAGUACGGUGUGUUGUAUUGAUAGCAAUGAUUGAACGGCUGGUCCUAUCGUUGCUAUACUUUUUCCUAUUAUGUGUGGCGGAGCGCACCUUCAAACAGCGCUUUUUAUACGCUAAAUAUUUUUCGCAACUAACCCGUCGGGAUCGGGCUAAACGGUCGGAAGUGCCUCACUUUAGGCUACAUAAAGUUAGAAAUCUGAAAAUAUGGCUAUCGGUGCGAUCCUACUUACGAAGACACGGACCAAUUAGAUCUGUCGAUGCCAUCUGUUCGAGUAGUUUUGUAAUCGCUGUAUCCAUAUUGACAUUCAUCUGUCUUCAGCUACUGAAAGAGUCGGAGGUUUGUGCCGCCAAACUCUACUGUUGGGAAAUGGUAUUCUGGAAUCUGGCACUCGGCCUAUUCAUUAUGCGACUGAUGAUACUCGGCUCCCGUAUCAAUCGGAAAUACAGGGAAAACCUAUCCAUACUGAUCACCGAACAGAUCAAUCUGUAUCUCCAAAUGGAACAGAAGCCGCACAAGAAAGACGAACUAACACUGGCUAAUCAUGUCCUGAAAUUGGCGGCCGAUUUGCUCAAAGAAUUGGAAAGUCCGUACAAGAUCUCUGGCUUCUGUGCCAAUCCAUACCUCUAUAAUAUAACCAAAGUAGUCGUAUUGUCCGCCUUUUCGGCCGUACUAACCGAACUACUCGGGUUUAAACUUAAACUUUACAAAAUCAAACUCAGAUAAGUUGUUUGGUUUGGGGGAGUGGGUGGGUGGGUGGGUGUGUAUUAACCAACCAACCAACCACCCAAACCAAUCCAACCCACAUACCAUCAAUUGAUUAAACCACCGUACAAAACAUAUACAUACCGUUCCCGCCCCCACACAAACACACACACACACACUCUACAAAUACAUACAAACACACCAUUAAAGUGCCAAUUAUAACCAUUAUUAUUAUUAAUAUUAUAUCAUAUUUUCCUAACUAAACUAUGUUCAGGGAGCUGCUAGUAGUAAUGUCUAUUUUUAUCACAAUUGAUUUUUUUUAAUUAUUAUUAUUAUUAAAUACCAAAUUUUACCAAUUAUAUAUUUUUUUAGUAUUGAUAUAUUUUUUUUUUUUUUAAA